Schistocerca nitens (vagrant locust) is the source of this 6212-nucleotide messenger RNA. It is a transcript of the gene Atg17, whose product is annotated as RB1-inducible coiled-coil protein 1. Gene Ontology annotation, cellular component: Atg1/ULK1 kinase complex; phagophore assembly site membrane; extrinsic component of membrane. NCBI's taxonomy places the organism in Eukaryota, Metazoa, Arthropoda, Insecta, Orthoptera, Acrididae. Gene Ontology annotation, biological process: reticulophagy; positive regulation of protein phosphorylation; autophagy of peroxisome. Bases 304 to 4014 code for a protein of 1236 amino acids. The transcript is spliced from 22 exons. The record is from RefSeq and is a predicted model, not a curated record. Gene Ontology annotation, molecular function: protein kinase binding; molecular adaptor activity.
CAAAUAUGACCAGAGGCGAUAAGAUCGCGCUGGCUGUUGAACAACCGUUCCGUGUCGGUGCAGUGUCUUCCGUCCGCGAAGAGGUCGCCGUUCUACACCCAGCAGUGUGCGAAGCUCGUGUGAAUGUUGGUGUGCGAGUGAAGCGUGAUACGAGUGAUUUGCUGCAGAAUCGCGACUUGUUGUCAGAUGAAGAAGCUGCAAGUUUCCAUACUGCAGACCACCCCAAGCAUGCCCUAUGAGGUGCAAUAAGCAAGAUUCUAGCUCUUAGCGAUUCCUCCUUCGGGAGCGAGUCGAGUGGGCAGAAUGUUGUACGUAUUCCACGUGGAUACUGGGACGAUGAGGACGUUUGACAUGAACUUGGCUUUGGAAAAUGUAGUGCAGCUGAAAGAGGCAAUUGAAAAAGUAUGUCAUAUACCAGCCGACAAGCAAGUUCUUCUGGUGAGUGGUGGAGACUGCUUGGACCCAGGAGUAAGAGUCUGUAGCUAUUCGGCUGGUACAGACACCAAUCCAAUAUUCCUGUUCAGCAAGUCUACAAUAGAAAGCAUGACGCCUCCAUCUCCCAGUAUCGACUAUGGUUCAGACAUUGACCUCAAAGAUCAGGCAGAAGCUUCUGUAAACAUGCCACAUUCUUACAACACUGUUGUGGUGCGAGCCCAGCUAGCGCAACAAUUUUAUGAGCUCGCUAAAGAGCAAGUGCGCUGUUGUGAAAGCCUAGUUCAUGAUCAACAUUUGCAGCAACAAGGUUGGGCCGCAGUUGUGGCCAAUUUAGAAGAUAUUACUGCAGCAUUUCGAAGCCGUACUGAAGUUUUUGACCAGACCUUUAAGCAACAUUUGGAAUCUCGUGAAGAAUACAUACAGUUGCUUCACAAUUACAAGGAAGAUCUUGAAAUGUUAGCAAAAAUUCCAUUGAUCUCAGCACUUAUAACAGAGAAAGAGUCGCUAACAAGCUCUACAACUAAAGAAAGUGAAACAAAGGAGAAACCUGUUGAAGAAGUUACUGAAAGCGCAAGUACGUUAGUCAGAAGUGGUGCUGGCAAUGAAGUAAAAGAGCAAGAAGAAAAGAUGAUGACAUUGUUUGAAUGGAUAUCUGCAAAGGACAAUCAAAGCAGUCUGGAACUCUUAGCUGAGCAAUGUAGCCACCAUCUAGAGCAGUUUGAUAGCCAUGUUGUAGAAGCUCUAAAAACUGAGAUGUAUGCGGCUUUGGAAGCAGCUAACAAGACAGAAAUGAAGGAAAUAAAAGGUUUAGAAGAAAGGCUUUUUGGACUAGAGCAGCUUAUGUUUGAGGCCAAAAGAAUAGUCCAGGAGCAAACAGAUUUGGCACAGGCAUUUUUGCAAAAUCAGAACCGUGCCAGCAACUUGGGUGAUCCAUCCAUAUUGCCUGAUUUAUGCACAUCACACAAGCGACAAAUGCUUGUUAUGUUGAAGAAUCAUCAUCAGCUUCGAGACAUAAAGCGAAGAUGUACACGUGCAAAAGAGGAACUUAGCACAAACCUUUACCACAGGCUGCGAUGGGUUAUGUAUGUUGAAAAUCAUAUAUAUGAGGUGGAUAGCAAAUUUAUGAUUUAUCAUGAAAGCCUGAAGAGGUUGAGGCGCCAGUUGGAAAUAGUACGGCAGAUUCACCUGGCUCCACAAAUGUAUGUUAAGGCUGUAGGGGAAGUUGUACGCCGUCGAACAUUCUCGCAAGCAUUCCUUGUGUGGGCAAGUGAUCUGGCAUGUCAGUUGCUGACUGUAUACAAUGAUGAAGUAGCAAGAAGACAGGAAUUCCAGAGACAAUUUGAGGGCCACUUUUUAAAUACACUUUUCCCUGGAAUGGAGGACAUGCCCCCCUCAUUUGCAACCCAAGCACCAUCUGUUUUUGAUUCUGGUCUUCCAAAGCUAACGGUAGAUGAUGUUGAUCGCUUAAAGAAUGAGUUACCAGAACUGAAUAUCUCUCUCUCACUUCCUGAUCUUGGUGCAAUUACACAGUUUUUCCUGUCUAAAUCAGUCUCUGGUACAAUGAAAACUGAAGAAAAGGAAGACACUGCCCUUGAAGACAGACUAGUGAAAGUUGUAACUGAUGCCGGUCUUGCAAGUAAUUUGGAUCCAACUCUACUCCAGACGGGAGAUGCUGAUACUGUUGUGAGGGUGCAUUCUUCUAGUCCUAUAUCUCUUCAGGAACCUGCUGCAGUUAAGGAACCUGACAGGGGUUUUGAGUCCGAGACGGACACUGAAGAGUUUGAAAAAGUCGGCCAGAGCCCUGUGGAUUUGGGAUUUGACACACGGCAGACGCGGCCUGUUACCGGAGCCGCCAUUCAUUGUGAGCCGAGCGCAGAACAGGGACAUGAAGGGGAAAGUGGUUCGGCAGCUGCUCUCGAACGAGUUGCCACGCUGGAGGAGAAUCUGGGAAACACACGGGAAGAAGUGGAACGACUGCAGUUACACCUUCGGAAAGCUGGCACAUUUGUUGGAUCAUAUGCAUCUGAAUUGCGCAAUGAGCUAGCAGCGUUGCGUGGUCUAGUUCUGGCGGAGCUUGCCCAGUUGUCGCACACUGCUAAUGAGCUUGCUGUAGCUGCUGCAGCCGACAGGGAUGGGGCUGUUCAAAGGCUCACAGUAGACCAUGAACUUGAGAUGGAAGCUCUUAGGCGUGAUGCAGCAGCAGCGGCAGAUGCUAGGGAUGAAGAACUGCGUAGGGUUAGAGAUGAGUUGAGCACCAAGGAAGAAAAAGCAGUAGCAGCACAUUCCGAUCUUGUAGCUCAGCUUAGCACUAUACAGGCAAAAUUGGAGACUGAAAUAUCUCAUCGACAAGAAUUGCAAUCUAAGCUAGAUGCCUUCGAGUUAGAGAAGCAGCGUGCUCUCAAGGAACUGUCUGAUAGACUGACACAUGAUUACAAGACUGAGUUGGAGGGUCUGCGUUCCAGGUUUAGGCUUAUGACAACUACUUCCAUGGAACGCAGCCCCAGUGACAGCAGUCUUGAAAGAAUAGAGCGUGCCGAUCUCGUAGAACUGGCAUACCAUGAGCAACAGAUGAAUCAGCUGCGAGAGAAGUUGUUAGUGGAGAAAGAAAGUGCAGUAAAAACAGCCGUAGAAACUGAAAGAAAGCAAUGGGAUCUAAAACUACAAGAGGAACUGAAGAAGGCACGCAGAGAUGAGGAGGCAAAGAAGCAGAUAACUUUCAAUGAGGUGGUAAGACAAGUUGUCCAGGAAAAAGACCAAAUGGUUGAUGAAUUCAGAACAAGGGAAGCAUCUUUAGUGGCAGAGUGCCAGAGGCUUCAAGAGACAGUUCGGCGGCUUACAGAAGAUACAGAUGCCAGAAGCCUGGAAUCAAAAACUGAUUCUGCUACGAAACCUCUGCUGGAUAAACUGGAACAACUAGAAACAGAAAAGGUGUUGCUGCAAAGGGAACUAGCAAAAGAACGUGCCCGGAAGAGCAGAACAUUAUCUGAAACAGCUCUCUCAGAUCUUAUCAAUGAGUCAAAGCCGCCAGCCCCAGACAUGAGCACAUCUGUUGCAGUUAUGCAGGAUGUUAAAAGGAACCGUGAUGCUGCAACAAGUCCAGAUCGUGUUGAUAAAGGUGUUCCAGAGCAGUUUCUACAAGAAAGUCUGACUCGCAGUGCUAGUUCGUUAAUCCAACAAGGAAAAAUAAGUAUUGUAUCAUGCAAUGUUGGUGAUGCUGUGCUGGUAGUUUGGAAUGAAGUUCACCGUAAUUAUCUCAUUCUCCAAGAAACAUCUACUCUGUAUUUCCUGCAUCAAGAUUGCUUGGAUAUACUUGGCUUGCGUCCAAGUUCAGAUGGUUCCCAAAGGAGACUUUACUGCACUGGUGAAGUAACAGAUAAAGAAUACUGCCAUGCUUUAAAGCCUCAGAAUCGUUUCAAUGUGCCUAAGGGGACCAAGUUCUUUCGAGUAAAGGUGCGACCAUUACCGAAGAUUGCAGCUCCUCGUUGCACGCACCAUCACCAGCACCAUCACCACCACCACCAUCAGUGCUCUGGUGGUUCCAGCUCCAAUUCAACAACUAAAGAUUCAUCGCUCAACUAAUUAGUCAGAUAUGAUUUUUAUUUUGCACUUUCAGUUACUAUCAUAAAACAAACUUCUUGGCAAAUAUGCAGUUAGCAAGCUUGGCUGUAUUUUAACAUGAUGCCCUGCAAAGUUGGUGCUGCAGUAUUAUCCCUUCGUGUUAUUACUUUUUUUCUUUCCCAGUCAGCAUAACACCAUUUUUCUUUAACAAGAGUAAUAUUUUAUAAGUAAAAUAUUUAUUGUUGUUAGUGAUGAUAUGAUUACAUUUAAUAGUCCUGAAACUUUUGUUUUGUAUAGAAAUUGUGUAAUUACGUUUAAGAUUACUUUUAGAUUUAGAGGCAAAUGUCAGAGGCUGGCACUCUGAUAAAAGUUCCAUCUGCCUUUAAGAACACAGAGUAACAGAACUCACGUACCUUGCUUUAUUUUUUUCCUUUUCUUUCUUGAUGCUGAAAAUGCUGCUCCAAAAACUUUUAUUUACAAGGAAGUUAUAAUGUGCUACAUACUACUGUAUGCACUGUAACUUUCAGACUGUUUGUAAAUUGUGUGUAUAUACGGUCAUUAGCUAGAUAGGAUGUGUCAAAAAAAUUUAAAAUAGUGUUGUCCUUUCUUAUGUGCUGUGUGAUUAGUUUAGCAGCAUAUUACUUGACAGGAUGUUUUGGAUAACUUGAGAGUGUAAUCAAUACAAAUUGCUUGAGUAUUAAUUUCCUAUGUGUACAUAUUUUGUAUAAAUUGUGAUGAUGUUGUUAAUAAGCAGUAGAGUCUUAUAGUACCUUAGUUGGAACUACAAACUCGUUCCUAGCUGUAAUUUUAUGGAGAGGACUUGUAUAUAUUUGAUAAAACAGUAAUUGUUUUGUGGUCUAUUAAUAAUAUUUUCCAGAAACUGAAACACAGGUACCUAGAAUAUGACACUUUGGUUUCUAGUGUUUCCUUCCUUGAUUUAGAUCUGUUUCCAAUAGUAUUUCUGUGACAUGUUUUAUGUUGACAGCAUUCAAGUAUAGAUUAGGUAAAAGUGUUCUUUAGGGUAUUAUAACAGUUUGUAGGGCUGUGAUGCAAAAAAUAUACUUAAGCUAACAGUAUAUUCUGGUUUUUCAAAGAAUUGUCCUUUGGAUGUCAUCUUUGUGUUAAUAAUUUUAACUAUUUUGUAAAUUGUAUAGGCUCUUCUUGUGUAAUGUUUGUUGAACCUGGCAGUGUACGGAAAAUAAACUAGAACUAGGUAAAACUUUCUUUCAGAAGUCUCCAGUUGUUGUAGUUUUGUAUUAAGUGACUUUUAAGCUUGGCGCAAUUAUCAGUAAUUAUUAAGCGUGCAACCAAGCUUUGUAAAUACAGUUGUGCAAUAUUAUAUACUUAUAAUAUAAGUAAAUACUGUAGCAGACACACUUUGUGUGCGUAUGCAUGGCAUGUAUAUAGUGUUUGGAAAAAUAUUUAUACUAAUAUAUUUUUUCAUAUGCAUUUAAGAGAUCACAUAGACUUACAGAGCUUUUAAGUCUUUUAAUCAAACAUUUCUUCUUUUCCCCCAGCAAGGCUGUUUUGUAAUAUAAAGAUUUACAUUGCUAAUAACUCUUUUGAGAGGGCACAAAAUUGUUAUAAGGAGCUCACUUGUAAUGCUUGGGCAGCAGGAUGAUUUUAAUCAGUGAUUGUUUGAAGACUAAAUCUGUAAGUUAAGACAAAAACUGUUGUGCCUAAGUAAUUUUAUGAACCUUGUGGUGAAGUAAUUUAUAUUACUGUGUUAAUUUUAAGAUGUGGAUGUGAUCAGAACUGUGGAGGUUGCCUCCGUAUGUUUGUCAUGUUGCAAAUUGAGAAUGAUGACUGCUAGUUACGUUUGCGUAUGUUUGUAUUUAAACACACAUUUAUUCAUUUGCUUGACUGUGUGUUAUUUUGAGAUGUUUGUGUGAUGUAAAAUCCAGUCCACUUUCUGUGGAAAUGGACUGUAUUAUGGAUCUUCUGGUCAGUAUAGUUAUUAUUUAUUGAACAAGAUUUGUAGGUUCCUAGAUGGGUGGAUAAUGAUUUGUGGCAAACACAAGAUUGGAAGAUCCAAAGAUAACGGCGCCUGUAUGUAGUAAUAUUUGCCUAGGUCUGGGUUAGUGAACCAGCUUAGUUUGUCUCCCAUUUUUAAUCAUAAAUGUCAUUAAUUUUGAAAGAUACAGUGUACGUCAUGUCACCAUUUGCCCUGAGUAAAUGAAACUGUACAAAUAUAGAAUAAAUUUUUUUUAUUUGUUCAA